UAAACACCAAGAAGAAGAAGGAGAAGAAGGAUAGGCAGGCAUGCUGUUGGAGAAGCACAUGAAGCUGCUGCGGCUGUACGGCGGGCUGCUGAUCCAGCGAGCGCACAAACACACCGCGACGCGGCUCUCCGAGAAGAAGCUGAGCCGCUGUUUCGUGGAUCAUCGCAGGGUGAAGGUAGCGGCGGGAUCAGGGGGGGACGGAGCCUCCUCCUUCCACAGCGAGCCCCGGAAAGAGUGGGGCGGUCCGGACGGGGGAAACGGAGGAGCCGGAGGAGACAUCAUCAUCAAAGUGGACCAGCAGGAGAAAUCACUGUCCUCUGUGUCAACGGUGUAUCGUGGGAAAGAUGGAGAGGCAGGAAGCAGUCAGAACCGCUUUGGACGCAAUGCCAGCCCCACCUACAUCGCAGUUCCUGUCGGCACGCUUGUGAAAGAGGAGGGCAGCACGCUGGCAGACCUGGCGCAGCACGGCCAGCUGUAUACGGUGGCGUACGGAGGUGCGGGGGGGAAGGGGAACCGCUUUUUCCUGUCCAAUGAGAACAGAGCGCCCCUGUGCGCCACGCCCGGAGAGAAGGGCCAGGAGCGCGUGGUUCAGCUGGAGCUGCGCACCAUGGCCCACGCCGCGCUGGUCAGUGCUAAACCAGUCUCCAAAAUCAUCCUCUCACCUUCAUCUCCUUCCAGACCUGCAUGCACUUGUCCUUUCUGUGGAAGAUAUUAUGAAGAAUGCUGGUAAUCCAUCAGUUGUUGGCCACCAUUGACUUACAGAGUAUUUUCUCCCUACCAGGGCCUAAAACUAACUUUUUGCCACACCUGCCAACGGCCGGUGACGUGAUUAAAAUUUACCAGCCAAAAUAUUUUUUAC
Sinocyclocheilus grahami is the source of this 859-nucleotide messenger RNA. RefSeq names its product mitochondrial ribosome-associated GTPase 2 (gene mtg2). The record is from RefSeq and is a predicted model, not a curated record. NCBI's taxonomy places the organism in Eukaryota, Metazoa, Chordata, Actinopteri, Cypriniformes, Cyprinidae. Gene Ontology annotation, cellular component: mitochondrion. Bases 41 to 730 code for a protein of 229 amino acids. The transcript is spliced from 4 exons. Gene Ontology annotation, molecular function: GTP binding; GTPase activity.